Molecule: messenger RNA, 566 nt
Organism: Suillus bovinus
Lineage: Eukaryota; Fungi; Basidiomycota; Agaricomycetes; Boletales; Suillaceae
Exons: 2
Coding region: 53-412 (119 amino acids)
Source: RefSeq, a predicted model, not a curated record
UCCAAAGAGAUUUUUUGAGCACGUCAAUAGUUCAUACCACUUCGCAUAAACAAUGCGUUUCACCUUCCUGACCGUUAUUGUUGUGCUGACAACAUCUAUAACGUUUGUCGUCGAUGCCACGUGCCAGGCAGAGGGACAGCCUUGCAACACGCCUGCUGAAUGCUGCUUGACACAGGACCUCCACUCGAUGAGCUGCCCUUUGGGCCUCGUUACAUCAGUGGGAUGGUACUCGUGUAUGCAUAGUGUAGGGGGAAGAAAGGAAUUGGCCUUGUGGCAAUUGGCAGAAUGGCAGACUCUGCCAUAUUACUUCAUGAAGUCGGCAAAAUGUAGUGAUAUUUUGAGGCUCCUACUAGUAAAUCUUCUGAUGUUGAAAGUGCGUCGAUAUCCCACCUUGAUGCACUCUCUUGGAUGAAUGAAGGCGAUCAUCUUGCCGCAAACUUCGAAGUGACUCAAAGUAUUUGUGCAAUGUGCGAGAACUCGGACCGGACUUGUCACGGUUUGCGAUCCAGUCACGUGUGGUUGCUAGCUGGACAGCCACAGUUGGAGCUCGAUCUUACUAUUAGACG